Topomyia yanbarensis is the source of this 797-nucleotide messenger RNA. RefSeq lists its product as uncharacterized. Bases 100 to 555 code for a protein of 151 amino acids. The record is from RefSeq and is a predicted model, not a curated record. The transcript is spliced from 3 exons. Gene Ontology annotation, biological process: positive regulation of voltage-gated potassium channel activity; sleep; regulation of synaptic transmission, cholinergic. Lineage: Eukaryota; Metazoa; Arthropoda; Insecta; Diptera; Culicidae.
AACAUUCAUGGCAUAGCAUUGUCUUACCUGACGCAGUCUAUCUAGAAUUUUAGUCAACCUUUUAAACCUCUCGUAUUUUCAACAAUUUGAACAUCCGAAAUGCAUCAAUCAAUUUUGGUUCUCAUCCUUACGGCAUUGUUCAGUUCAGCCUUUGCUGUACGCUGCUUUCAAUGCUCCUCGCAGACAGACCCGAAGGGGGCGGAUAACUGCGGUGCCUAUAAGAAGUUUAACCGGACACAAAACAUUCCAAUCGAGUGCAACAGCGACGAAUCGCACAUGCCAGGAUCGUUCUGCAUGAAGGUGGUCCAGCAGGGUGCCCGAGGAUUUAUUUGGGACGGCCGGUGGCGUCAGGUUAUUCGAAGAUGCGCAUCCGUUUCCGAGACCGGCGUAACAGGUGUAUGUAACUGGGGUGUCUACGAGAAUGGCGUUUACUGGGAGGAAUGCUACUGCGCAGAAGAUGGUUGUAAUCAUGCCGGCAAAUCGGUGGUCUUAUCAACGGCAGCUAUGGUGUGUUUACUAGCGAUUAAUUUCCUCGGUCGGCGUAUUUUGUCCUAGAUCACGGAUGAUCAGUCCUUUGGAUUGUAUUUAUAGUAAUAACUCGAAACAUUCCCUAGUUUUAAGAGUAGAAAUUGUGCUGAAGCGUUGACGAUGGUUCAUUUCUUCGAUUAAUCUCAAGUGCCUGAUCUUAUGUAAAUCUGAUUCCGUCCAGUGCAUUUGAAUAGGUAGUGCUGAAAACGUAAUAUUUGUAAGAUAAGUUUAAUAUUUUAUGUAAUAAAGACUCCAUUCAAAUAGUGAAA